This is a messenger RNA of Thermochaetoides thermophila DSM 1495, 1299 nucleotides long. RefSeq lists its product as uncharacterized. NCBI's taxonomy places the organism in Eukaryota, Fungi, Ascomycota, Sordariomycetes, Sordariales, Chaetomiaceae. The record is from RefSeq and is a predicted model, not a curated record. The transcript has a single exon. Bases 1 to 1299 code for a protein of 432 amino acids.
AUGGGUGCUGCAGUGUCCACUUUGGUCGGCUGGACCGUCGUCAUCGGGUGUAUCUACAUUGUUGGCUUCGGCCUUCCGGGCAAGAAGAAGACCCGCGAGUCUUUGCGCGGCUCCCAGCGUCACCGCCUAGAAGAGAAGCAGCACACUCAGCAUCGUAAGGAGCCCAAGGAAAAGGCCAAGAGGCAACGAGUCGAGUCCUUCAACAAGGAUGCUGAGAAGACGCGGACACAAAAGCCUGCUUCCGUGCCAGUUCAGGCCGUUGUUGACACCAGCUCUGAUGACGAAGUCGAUAACCGCGAGUUCGCUCGGCAAUUGGCCAGCGUAAAGCAGGGCACUAGCCUUAAUGCACCCAAAAAGAGUGACGAGAAGCGCACAAAGUCGGUCAAGCAGUCACGUGCUCAGGUCUUUGACGACGAAGACGACAAGGCCAAGGCGGUCUCUGCCCCUUCCUCGACCGCUGGUGUCGAUGCCGACGAUGACGAGUCGUCCACUCCCUCUCCCGAGGUCCGGGCCGUCGAUGCUGGCGAUGUCAGCGACAUGCUCGAGCCCAAGCCCGCUGGUCCGUCGGUUCUGCGUCUGACCGACACUGACAAGGUCAAGCCGAAGAAGGAGAAGAAGGCCAAGACGCCGGAGAAGACUGAGACUAAGAAGCAGCGUCAGAACCGCAAGAAGGCCGAGGCCGAGAAGGCCCUGCGCGAGGAGAACGAGAAGCAGAGGAAGGCCGAUAUGGAGGCCCAGCGGCGACAAGCUCGCAUCGCGGAAGGCCGUCCUGCUAAGGAUGGUUCUACUUUCCAGGCGCAGCAACAGGCCAAUGCCUGGACCAGCAACGGCACCAAGGACAGCCCGAGCAGCAAUGCCACCAACGGCGAGUUCGUGCCCGUGCAGCCCCUCGACACUUUCGACUCUGGUAGCUUCACCGACGUCUCGGUCCCCAAGAGUACCUCGACCCCGGCCAAGAGCACGGCCCCUGCUGCUGACAACUGGAUUGCCUCGCUUCCAUCUGAGGAGGAGCAGAUGGAAAUGCUCCGCGAAGAGGAGGCCUGGAGUACUGUUACCACCAAGAAGUCUCGCGGCAAGAAGAAGGAGGCGGCCGCUGCUGCCGCGACUACCGAGAGCGCUGUCGAUUCGGAGCCCACUGUCGUUCAGGGCAAGACUGUGGCCAAUAAGCUUGCUGCAAAUAGCGCUGCUGCCCCGGCUCCUAAGGCUAACAAGCCGAAGAAGCCUGCCAUCUCUCAGCCCUCGGCUUUCGCUGCCCUCAGCACGGACGAUGAGAACAUUGAGAAUGAAUGGGAUGUCUGA